Phragmites australis (common reed) is the source of this 2871-nucleotide messenger RNA. Its product is annotated as MAR-binding filament-like protein 1. The coding region runs from base 152 to 2626 and encodes 824 amino acids. The record is from RefSeq and is a predicted model, not a curated record. Lineage: Eukaryota; Viridiplantae; Streptophyta; Magnoliopsida; Poales; Poaceae. The transcript is spliced from 4 exons.
UGUCUUGCUCCUCCUCCGCCAAGCUUCUCCGACGACUCCGAAACGGUCGAGUCCUAAUCUCCUCACCGCCACCGCAUCCGCUACCUCAACCACCUCGAAGUUCAAACGCGUUGGUACGCGGGAGGCGGGUAGCUAGGGUUUACGGGGCGGGAUGGGGUACCUCCUCCUCCUCUCGCCGUCGCCGUCGCCGCCGCUCGCCUUCCGGUCCCCCUCCUCCGGCGGCGGUGGUGGCAUCGCAUCCCGCCACCGCAUGCGGCGAGGCGAGGCCGUCGUCGUCGCGUCUUCCGUCUCUCCCGAUGGCGGCCCGUCGCCGUCCGCGCCCGCGGAGGCGUACGUGCUGGCGCGGCGGGCGGUGCUCCUCGGUGCCUUGGCAAUACCGCUCGUCCGUCUCCGCGAUGCCGCGGCCGCGCCCAGCCCCGGGGAGCUCCUGACGGUUUAUGGCAUGUCGUUACCCGAAGGGUUUAUUAGAAGAAAGGGGGUCUAUGCCCCAAGGGUAAAUCAUCAAGCUGAGAAUUGCUACAAAACUUUCAAGAUUGGACGUAAUUCCGUCAUCUGUAGACCUAAGGAGGUUAAGUUUGAUGAGACAACGGAUAUCUCAAAGCCUGAUGGCCCUCAAUCUGAAGGGACAAAGGGUGGUGCAAAGCCUGACAACCCUCAGCCUGAAGAAACUGCUGAAACUACUACUCCUGAAGCUCGUCGGCCUGAAUCAUCCUUGCAAUCGGUGCAAGAACAACCUCCUGGGAAUCCAGUAUUUGGCCUUCUUAAUACAAUUGCAGUUGCUGCCUCUGGUGUUCUUGCUGGACUGUAUGGUACUUCUCGACAAGAAAACAUGACCCUGCAAUCAAUCAUCUCAUCUAUGGAGAGCAAAUUGGCUGAAAAUGAGGCAGCACUCUCUUUGAUGAGGGAUAACUAUGAGAAAAGGUUACUGGAGCGACAAGCGGCACAAAAGAAACAAUCUAUGAAUUUCCAGGAGCAGGAAGCUUCUCUUUCAGAUCAGCUGGCUUCAACAAAAAAGACUUUGACAUCGCUGAGUGAAGAGUUCAGAAGGGAGAAGAGACUAGCUGAGGAGCUUAGGGAUGAAAUACAGAGAUUAGAGACUAUUAUCACACAAGAUGGAGAUGAUAAAGAUGUGCUUGAAACUAAACUGCAAGAAAAGUUGGGUGAAAUUAAUGUUUUGCAGGAAAAAAUAAGUUUGCUCAGCCAAGAAAUCGAUGGUAAGGAAAAGCACAUCAGGGAACUCGGCGCGUCACUUUCCUUGAAGGAAGUAGACUACCAGAAGCUGUGCUCUUUUACUAAUCAAACUAAAAGGAGCAUUGAGCUUGCAAAUUCUAAAAUACAACAACUGGAGGAAGAGCUUCAGAGAACUAAAAAUGCUCUCACUUCUAAGGUAUCAUCAAUUGAUUCACUGAAUGUGAAACUUCAAACAUUGAGCUCUGCAAAGGAAGAAGGUGACAAAAAAAUUAAUGAGUUAAGACAAGAGUAUACAAACCUGAAGGCUGCUUCUGAGACAAGAGCUAGUCAUGAUUCCAAACUACUAUCAGAGAGAGAUGAUCAGAUCAAACAGCUUGAAGAAAAACUGUCUGUUGCAUUAACUGACUCUAUCAAAGAUUGUGAAACAAUCGCUGAGGUUAACAAGGAAUUGGAUGCCACCAAAGCGAUGCUAGAAAAUGAACUUGUGGCCAUGGAAAAUUUGAAAGAUUCAAUUCAAUCAUCUGAAGAGACUCUAAUGGAUUCUAGAGGUGAGGUUUCCAAACUCUCCCGUGAACUUGAGGAAGCAAAUAAAUCAAAUCAGGACCUGAUAUCACAGAUUUCAAAACUCCAAGAUGAGUUCAAUGAAGUGCAAGAAGGUCUGACAAAUAAACUAGGAGAGGCAGAGUCAACAUCCAAAGCUCUGUCAGAUGAACUGGUCUCUGUAAAGGAAAUGCUUCAAAAGGGACAAGAAGAACUUGAUGCCACCUCUAAUGAGCUGGUAUCUGUCGUUGAUGCUCGUGAUAACUUGAAGAAAGAAUUGCUGGAUCUGUACAAGAAUUUGGAGGCCACCACACAUGAGCUUGUUGACGAAAGGAAAAUUGUGUCAACCUUAAAUAGGGAGCUUGAAGCGUUGGCGAAACAAUUGCAGGUAGAUUCUGAAGCACGAAGAGCUCUUGAAGCAGACCUGUAUGAGGCAACAAAAUCACUAGACGAAAUGAACAGUAGUGCAUUGUCACUGUCUAAGGAACUAGAGAGCACGCAUUCUAGGAAUGACACUCUUGAAGCUGAGAAAGAAAUGCUAUCAAAGGCUCUCGUUGAACAAAUGAAAAUCACAACCGAAGCUCAGGAAAACACCGAGGAUGCUCAGAAUCUCAUAACAAGACUUCAGACAGAGAAGGACGGUUUUGAAUUGAGGUCUAGACAUCUUGAAGAGGAAUUGGCAGUAGCUAAGGGUGAGAUACUGCGGCUGAGGAGGCAGAUUAGCACAAACAGGUCUCCGAGACCAAGAACACUUCCCAGAACAAGUGCACCACCAGAGACUAAUGAAACUCUGAAAGAGCAACCUGCGAAUGAUCAUAAUCAGAAUAUUGCUGCUGGGACUCCGCAUUCUGCCAAAAGGACUGCAAGGAAAAGAAAAGGUGGUGCAUCGUCAUGAGUGUGCUUUGGAAGCCCAAACAACCUUCUUAAUAUGCCUUCCCUAUUUAGUCAUCCAUUAUUACUUCAUUUUUUAAAUUGUCAUCCUCUUCGUAAUAGCAUCAAUAAUCAUUCCAGUGUUAUUUACAUUUGCCUUGUUUAGUAUUUCAGUUCUUUGCUGUAUUUUCUUUGAGUUUUUGGAAAGUUGAGGAUCUAUACGUGUACAGAUGAGUUACUGAAUGGCCAACAUGAUGAAGAAUUCUUCUA